CAGGAAAGCAAACCUCAAGCACUAGACUUUGUAUGUGGAAUCCAGCUCUGGAUAAGCAGGAAAGGACACCUCAGCUUUGGAAGUGAUUUCAUGUAAUUGGAAGCACUUGGGUACAAGAUACUAACUAACAUAUUGGUCCCUUUUUUGUUUCAUUCGCACUGUUGAGUUUCUAUAUUAUGCAUUACAGAGUUAACAGAUAGGGUGUGAGUGCCACCACUCCUCCAAAGUGUGUCUAAGCCCAUAAACCUCAGAAUCUGACAUGGUCAGGCUCCCAUAACCCCACAGGCCUGUGUGCCCUUUUGUUAUAAAUCUCCACCAUUUUCUGGUGAGCUGCAGGACAAGUAGAAAUAAAAGAUGAAUUGUACAAUAUAUAUUUGGUUCCAGAGAGCCUUGCUUUGAAGAUACCUGCAUUGAUGAGCUUAGGGAGUGUGGAGCAGGGACUCAGGAAAACUCAGGCAGUGGAACCCAGGGAAAAGAAGACACAGUCUCAGGUGGAAAAAACAAUUCCCUCUUUCCUGUCAUUCGGCUUCUGCGAAGUUUUAAUAAAGUGAGCAUUAUUUUUGUUAUUUGCUUGGUUUUUUGUUUUGUUAAGUUUUUCCUAGUUUAUUGCCCUGUGUCGUCGUGGCGGCAGCCACUGGUAGGUCAUGAGUUCAGAAAGAAGACUUACAGUAGUGUCUUUCACGAACUGUACUUCUGACAAUAUGGACAGUGUCUCUGUAAUCUUAUCCCAGGUCUUCUUUUCUUUCUUUUUUUUUCAAUUGUGGAAAAUUUAAAACAUUGAAAGGUAGAAUGGUAUAAUUUUUUUCAUCAUCUGGCUUCAAAUAAUGGUCAACUCCUGGCCAAUCUUGUUUUAUCUGUACCCCUACCAAUCACACUGGAUUAUUUUGAAGCAAAUCUCAGGUGCCAUAUUACUUCAUAAGUGUUUCAGUAUAUAGCUCUAAGACAUUAAAAAAAUUUAACCAUAGUGCUAUUAUUGCACCUAAAGAAAUGAAUAACUCCUUAGUAUCAUCAAAUAUCCAGUCAGUGUUCAAAUGAUCUCAGAAAUGUGUGUUUUACAUUUUGUUCCAAAUCAAGAUCUGGAUGCAAUCUAUGCGUUGUUGUUAGCUGAUGUGUCUCUUAAGUUUCUCACAACCCGUAGGUCUUCUUCCUAUGUACUGUUGCACUUUCACUCUUUCGCUCCCUUGCAACUUAUUACUUGAGGAAAUCAGAUCAUCUUUUUUUCUAAAGAGUUCCCAGUCUGGAUUUAGCUAACUGCAUCAUUGUGAUUACAUAUUGCUCUGUUCCUGUAUUUCUUAUAAUUUAAUGAUUAGAACUGUACCAUAGCCAUCUAUGGCUGUUGGGCACUUGAAAUUGAACUGAAACUGAGUUUGACUUGAGAUGUACAGUUACACAUGUGGCUCGUAUGUUUCUCUUGGACCACGCUAGAGGCUUGAUCACAUUAAGAUCAGGAUCUUCUGGCGCAAGUAUAUCAUAGACCUGGUACUAAAUACAGGAGGACUAAUCGGUUGUCUCCUUUUGUGAUUCUAGCAGCCAUUGUUAUUCAAGACUCUCGUAUUUGGAUUUGCAAAAGACUUGACAGUUUAAUUGUGCCCUUCUUUCUUUACUUCAGCUGGGAUAUUAAAAGGAGAAGCAUCACCUCAUCAACUAUUUGAUUACACAGGACCAGAAUUUGUAUAGGAAAGGCAAAAAAUAAACACAUGAUUUUAUUUACUAGUAUUCAAAAUAAUGAGUUGCAUCCUCUAAAAGUUACUAGUAAAUUUUGUUUUUAAGUGUCAUUAUGAAUUCGGAUCUAAAUGGGUUUUUCUUUCAACCCAUUGUUAUUAUUUCUUAUUGAUUGCUUCAUGUUUGGCCAGUGGGAGCCUCUUUAACUCCGAUCCUGAGUUCCCACUCAAUCCCAGUAUCCUGUUCCAAGUUUACCUUAUAGGUGUAGCCUAUACUGGGCUUCCCAGGUGGUGAUAGUGGUAAAGAAGCUGCUUGCCAAUGAAAGAGACAUAAGAGAUGUGGGUUUGAUCACUUGAUUGGGAAGAUCUGGAGGAGGAAUGGCAACCCACUCCAGUAUUCUUGCCUGGAGAAUCCCGUGGACAGAGGAGCCUGGUGGGCUACAGUCCAGUCCAUAGUGUUGCAAAGAGCCGGACACAACAAGCAACUUGCCACACAGCACAACUUAGCAUGCAGCAUAUAGCCUAUAUUCUCUAUGUAUUCAACAUAUAUAAAUGAAAAUAGAGAAUUAAAAUCCUUCAAAGACUAACCAGAAAUGUGUUAAUUCAUCAUGUCCUAUAUACAAGAAAUUUAUCUUGACAAAUUAACAGGAGACACUAGAUGUGUGAGAAACUCUUUUUUUUUUUCUUUUUUUUUUGAGAAACUCUUAAUAAGAGCAUUUAAGAAAUUAGAUAAGUACAGGGAAGAUUGAAAAAUAAAAGAGAUUAGUUGUAUGUUAAAUACUAAGCGUGUUCAGUGGGAGUGUCUGAGUUUAUGACGUCAAAGAAUUUGCUUUAGCCAACCAAUUUAAUCACUCUAAAGCCAUUCAUGCUCCUAUGUCCACGUGAUUUUUGUGCAAGGAUUAUUGAGAAGCUUAGCUGGGAUUAUACCAUCUGUUGUAGCAAUUUACUUCUAUAAAUUUUGUCCUCAGAGAAGCUAUCUUGGGAAUUACAAGCUCAAGUCACUUCACCGUUCCCUUCCUGGCUGUGUGGGGCUCUGCCAAGUCACCACACAGGAGAGCAGUGAGCCAUCUGAGGCCUGGGCCUGGUCCUCAGGGACUUGCUCUUUCCAGCCCUGCUCAGCCAUCUCCACACUCCUCUGACAGAAUGAAUGCCCUGGAUGAUGUCCCCUUCAAGGUGCCCAAGGGCUUUGUGAUAGACACAGAGCCCCUCCCUGGGCCAGAUCUCAGUAUUCCAGACUGCAGGGAACUUCUGCUGGGUUCUAUGCACGACUUCAGCCUGGAGAGGAGGACACUCUUCUGGGUGGAGGCUGUCAUCCGGGGACCCUGCCCAGUCCAAUGCGAUGCUCCGGGGGCAGCUUCCGCCCCUCCGGCCUGGCUCUUGCUGGCCAGCCCCGAGCAAGGGCUGGAACCUGUGCCUGCCGCAGUUGAAGAUCCGGGGGCCGGAUCCCAGGAGCAGCCUGAGGAGGAGGAGGAGGAGGAGGAAGAGGAGGACCAGAAUGAGGAAGCAGCCUCGUCUGCCGCGGAGGAAGAGCCGGAGCCCUGCAGGCCCCAGCCCAGCUCCGCGGCGAGCCCCCGCCUGGGCCAACAGCGGUGCUCGCUGGACGUGCUGCGCGGCGUGAGGUCGGAGCUGGCUGGGGCCAGCCGGCGGCUCUCCGAGGGCAGGCUCGCCUCCCACCCCCGCAGCCUCCUUCACCGCCUCCGCCACCGAGCUCUGAGCCUCUGCCCUGGCCCCGCGCCGCCCCUGGGCCCGGCGCCUCCACCCCGCAGUGCUCCCACGCAGAACCCGCCUUCCCCUGUCUCCGAGGCCUCUCUCCCCAGCACCCGCACGCCACCCUUGGGCCCCAAGCCAUCGCCCUCCAGCACCCUCAAGCUGCCCCCGCGGCCUUCCACGGCCGGCGCCAUGCCCCCGCUGCGGAGCCACAAGCCCACAGUUGCGUCCCUCAGCCCAUACACCUGCCUGCCACCUCCUGGACGGGUGCCCCAGCCUUGUGCUGCCCACAGAUCGCACCCUGAUUCUGCUGACUUGCUGUCUGCCCUGAGCCAGGAGGAGCAAGACCUCAUCGGGCCGGUGGUUGCCCUGGGGUACCCUCUGCACAGGGCCAUCGUGGCUCUGCAGAAGACGGGGCGGCAGAGCCUGAGCCAGUUUCUCAGCUACCUUAGCGCCUGUGACCGGCUGCUGCGACAGGGCUACGAGGAGGGGCUGGUGGAUGAGGCCAUGGAGAUGUUCCAGUUCUCCGAGAGCCAGGCAGGGGAGUUCCUGCGCCUCUCGGAGCAGUUCAGCGACAUGGGCUUCCAGCAGGACCGCAUCAAGGAAGUGCUACUGGUCCAUGGCAACCGCCGCGAGCAAGCCCUGGAGGAGCUGGUGGCCUGUGCCCAGUGACCCCCAGGGCACCCUGGUCUGUGCACCCUGGUCCUGCCCCAGACCUGGCAAUCCCUCCUGACUGUAUCAUGAAGACUAUGUGAGAAUAGCAAAGCAGUGCAUGCUUAUUGUAAAAAUGCACACGAUGCCAAGAGUGGGAGUAAAUACUGUAGAGGAGGCAAAACUGUACCUCUGAGAACUUCAUAGGGGCUCUUUAACAAAAAGACAGAUUAACAAGAGAAAAACCAAAAUGUAUUAAUGCAGGUGGCAUGCAUCGUGCCCAAGAAACUUCAAUGAAAAUAACUCAAGAUAGCAGUUUAGAACUCUGGCUGGGGAAGAUCCCCUGGAGAAGGGGAAGAUCCCCUGGAGAAGGGAAAAGCUACCUACUCCAGUAUUCUGGCCUGGAGAAUUCCAUGGACUGUAUAGUCCAUGGGGUUGCAAAGAGCUGGACACGAUUAAGUGACUUUCACUUUAUAUAGCAUUUUCAACAAACAACAAUACAUUUGUAGAGAAAUGACAGGACAAAGGAAAACAGUUUCAGGCUUCCAAGGACAGCAAACUGUAGGGAGGUAAAUAUAUGAAGGGACCGAAUGGAGUAAGAUUUCUUUGCAGGUUCCCUGGUGCACUGCUGGGCUGACAAGAAUCUGCCUCCAGAAAAGAAUGUAUAUCCUGCCUCAAGGCAGAAAAGCGGGGAAGGAAGACAGAACUUUUCUUGCAUCUUCUGCUUAAUUGCCUUCAGCUCAGUUAUGUCAACGGUUUCCCAGAUGGCUCAGUGGUAAAGAAUCCACCUGACAAUGCAGGAGACGCAGGAGACACAGGUUCAACCCCUGGGUUGGAAAGACCCCUGGAAAAGGAAAUGGCAACCUGCUCCAGAAUUCUUAUCUGGAGAAUUCCUGUGGACAGAGGAGACUGGUGGGCUACAGUCUGUGGGGCCACAAAGAGUUGGAUGCAACUGAGCAGAAUUAUGUCAAAGAGGCAUAUUUUGGGAUGACAUUCCAGUUUCCUUCAAUAUCAGAGGAAGCAGCUUAAAGAGGUGAAAGUGGUUCCUUGUGAGGACGGCCAGAUGGGGUGCAUAGGCGAUGAACUGCGUGUUUUCAUAUAACCCUUGUAAAAUGAUCUGCAUUUGAUUCUUUAAACUAUGGGCAUUAGUAACUUUAAGAAAAUUAAAACAAAUAAAUAUUGUAUAGUUCUUUGGGUCCUGGUUUCUGGUCUUGGUGUGGAAAGGAUAUCUAACUGUGGGUGAGAGGACCUAAUUCUGAUUUUGGUUCUGUUGAUGACUGGCUCAAGGCCUGUUUGGGCGUAAGUUUCCCCAGGGAAAGUGGAGUGACUGGACCUGACUGCUAUCCAUAAGAGUACCCUGGGGAGUUUGUUAAAAUGUCCAAAGCUCCACUCCUGGAUAAUCUGAUUCAGAAAGUCCAUCUUGGCAGCCCGCAGGAAUCUGUUUUGUUUUUCUAAGAAGCUCUCUGGAGAUUCUUUCAUUUUCCUUUCUAUUUUUUAAAUCGCUGUUUUGGUUCUAUUGUUGACCCUCUUCAUUCAUUUCCCCUUCUCCCAUCCCCCACCUCUGGCAA
Molecule: messenger RNA, 5587 nt
Organism: Bubalus bubalis (water buffalo)
Lineage: Eukaryota; Metazoa; Chordata; Mammalia; Artiodactyla; Bovidae
Gene: UBAP1L
Product: ubiquitin associated protein 1 like
Exons: 6
Coding region: 2805-4040 (411 amino acids)
Biological process (GO): ubiquitin-dependent protein catabolic process via the multivesicular body sorting pathway
Cellular component (GO): ESCRT I complex
Molecular function (GO): ubiquitin binding
Source: RefSeq, a predicted model, not a curated record